ACAGUACCUAGAUGGUAAAGUACUGAAUGAUUGAAAACGUCUGUGUAAAAAAAAAAAAGUUUACAGAAUUAUUUACUUCAAAGUGAUAACGUGUUGUCAGCGGCAGAACUAUUGGUUCUGAAAAGUUUUCACGUGCAUUAAUCAACUGUUAAACGACCGAGGCAGUGAACUUUAAGAAAGCCUCGCAAAAAAAAAAAAAAAAAAAAAAGCCGUGGUCCAUAUAUUGUUGCAACUCCACAUUAAGGAACGGUUCCCCUGACACCUGUGGCCUCGCAGGUGUGCCCCCGUCCCGACUCUCUCCCCCGGCGCUGGCUUUCUCCCCUCACACCGCACGCGUUUCUGUAGCACAACGAUAACCAGACGAAGAGUAAACUCGCUACAAAUUAUAUGUGCAGUCGGAGCAAAUGUGAGAGUCGCGUAUGUGUUAGGAUGCCAAGGUUUUGUGAUGAGUUUUAUGGUAAUCAUGCGAGGUGCGGGUGUGAGGUAAGCGCCAGCAGUCCUCCCCGCGCCGGUGUCAGUGUGUCACUCCGCGCACUCGCAUGCGGCCCCAGCAGACAGCCGUCUUCUCGUUCACUAUCGGCUAAAUGAUCAACAAAAAGAAAGAUGAUGCGAGCGCUCUCCAAAAAGGUCAAAACAACGAUGUCCGACGUGAAGAAUAAGACCAUCGACAAAGGUUACGAUGACUUGAAGGGCGAAGACGACCUGAAGAAGGAAAGCUCACAUACACCAUUAUCGGGGGAGAGGAGAGAGGAGGAGGACUGCGGAAGAGGGAGAGGGAUAGGAACCUUUUGGCGGCGUCUCUGCUGCUGCUGGGACGCCUACCCGCAGCACCCGCUCCUCCCUGCCUCCGUCGUCACCCACAGGAAGAUUUCAAGAGUCGUGUCAAUGGAAUCCCUGAAGGAGAACACGGAGAUGGACCCGAAUCAGACCAUCACUGUGCCCCUUGAUCUACCGCUGGACCAGAUGACGCCCCAGGAGAAGCUGCAUCACGUUCGUGCCCUAAAUCGUUUCUACUCCAGCUCCCUCUCCGCCAGCUCCACGCAGUCCAUCCCUCUCGAACUCCUCCAGCCGUCCGCCGCCAAGUACGGCCAAAAGACUAACGGGUCGAAGUAUGGGCACGGCAGGAAGGGGAGCGAGAGUACCAUUCGAAGUGGUCAGCGAAGCCCAGGCAGCAUCUCUAGUCCUGGGAGUGCCCGCCGCUUCCCCUCCACGCCCUCAGCCAGCCCGCGCCCCACUCGACCUACACAGCUCUCCCUCGCCUCCUCCUCCUCCAGCAGCAAGGGUAGCUCCACGCCCACACCCACAGCAGGAUCCACCGCCAGCACGCCCUCGACGCCGCGGAGUCGGUCUGGCAGCUGGGGUAUGGUGAAGGCCGGGUUCUCCAGUCUGAUGCGAGCUGUGACACCCACGUCCCGCCCUGAGUCCAGUCUGUUUGCCCCUGAUGAGAACGGCGAGAGCGAGGCGUCAGACGAGGAGCCCGAGGCAAUGAGGCCAGCGACGGGCGGCCUGGACAACCCGACCCGGGAGUGUUAUGGCGCCGUCAAACUGGCUGUGCUUGGCUGGCAGGGGCGCUGGGUGCAAGUUGGCAUAUGUGGGCUGGAGGGCCUGCCGUGGGUGGGUGGGUCUGGCGGCAUCAUGCUGGAGGUGUGCGUGGACCCCGGGGGACGGUCGCGGUGGCUGGCGCUGCCUCACGCCCACGGCCCCUCCGUCAACGUCAAGCUGGAGGCGGUGGUGAAGGGCCCGAGGGAGGCGAAGGCGAGGAAGAAGGGGGUGGUGCGGGUGGCCGUGUGGGUGUGCGGGAGGGUGUGGAAGCACUGCGCCAUCGGCACUGCCCUCACGCCCCUCGUGGAGUCCUCAGGUCCCAUCAUGGCGCCCCUACAUAAUCACUCACAGCUAAUAGAGGAACUAGGGUUGGUGGAGGUCAGUUUACGUUGCGACUUACCGUGACCCGGUGGUGGAGGAGGGUGCUGGGGCGGGACAGGCGGGGGCAGGGGGAGGCAACGCUCAUCCUGGAGGUCCUCAGAGCCAAGAA
Scylla paramamosain (green mud crab) is the source of this 2032-nucleotide messenger RNA. RefSeq lists its product as uncharacterized. The record is from RefSeq and is a predicted model, not a curated record. NCBI's taxonomy places the organism in Eukaryota, Metazoa, Arthropoda, Malacostraca, Decapoda, Portunidae. Bases 604 to 1947 code for a protein of 447 amino acids. The transcript has 8 exons.